UCCGCUUUCGCCAUUUUCUCCUGCCAAAUGUUUGGUCUUUGCGUUGUGUCCUGGUGAUUCACGAAUAAAUAACACAUUAUUCUGUUAGACCAUGGGAAGGAAAAAGAAGAAGCAGAUGAAACCAUGGUGUUGGUAUUGUAACAGGGAUUUUGAUGAUGAAAAGAUUCUUAUUCAGCACCAGAAGGCCAAACAUUUCAAGUGUCACAUAUGUCACAAGAAGCUAUACACCGGGCCAGGCCUCGCCAUCCACUGCAUGCAGGUUCACAAAGAAACCAUUGAUGGCGUUCCCAAUGCGAUCCCAGGACGAACAGACAUUGAACUGGAAAUUUAUGGCAUGGAGGGUAUUCCAGAGAAAGAUAUGGAGGAAAGGAGACGGGUGCUCGAGCAGAAAACGCAGGAAAACCAGAAAAAAAAACAGAACCAGGAUGACUCAGAUGAGGAUGAUGAUGACGAAGAAGCAGGGCCAUCAUUCCAGCAGGCAGCAGCACAGCCUCCAGCCGCUUAUGCACCUAUGGCACAGCCUGGAAUGGCACCUGUGCACACCGGGAUGCCACCUGGAACCUACUCAGGAAUGCCACCAAUGAUGCCUGCUGUCCCUCCAAUGAUGCCAGGGAUGCCCCCAGUCAUGCCAGGAAUGCCACCUGGCAUGAUGCCAAUGGGUGGCAUGAUGCCACCUGGACCAGGGAUGCCUCCAAUGAUGCCUGGCAUGCCACCAGGAAUGCCCCCUCCUAUGGGACAUCGUCCAAGUAUGAACCACAUGCCACAAGCUCCUGCGUCCACCACGGCCGGCAUGAUCCCAAGAGCAGCUACGCCCGCAGCCACAGUAGCUGCUCCACAGCCUGCAGUUACCAAGCCCUUGUUCCCUAGUGCAGGACAGAUGGGGACUCGAGCUCCCAGCACAAGCUCGGCCUCCUCCAGUAUGGACACUUUGUCAGCACCCUCUAAGCCGCUGUCGCAAGCUCAGCAGGGUGUGCCUGGGGCAGCAGUGGGGCUUUCAGUCUCUUCUUCUGCUGCUCCCAAAGCCACAUUCCCAGCCUACAGCCAGCCUACGCCCUCUGCUGCCAGUGCAGGCAGCACUGUGGCCAAACCUGCCACCCCCAUUACAAGUAAGCCAGCUACCCUCACCACUACCAGUGCAACCAGUAAGUUGAUCCACCCUGAUGAGGAUAUUUCUCUGGAAGAGCUACGUGCUCAGCUACCACGCUAUCAGUGUAAGAUCCCUAGCACAGGGCAGGCACAUGUUAGCACUUCUCCUGUUGGGCCAAUGGGAGGGGUGAUGCCUGCCCAGGGUGCUUCAUCACAGCAGCCAGGAGCCAGACAUCCCAUGCAUGGGCCUUAUGGUACCCCAUCCCAGGCAGUGCCUGGUUAUGUACCAGGGGCAAUGUCACCUUAUGGGCAAGGUCCCCCAAUGGUUCCUCCUUACCAGGGAGCUCCCCCAAGACCGCCCAUGGCCAUGAGGCCUCCUGUAAUGUCCCAGGGAGGCCGUUAUUGAAGCUCAAAACACCAGUCUCCGAUAGGUUUGGUGAAUCAACCAUUUUCUCAUGUAAUGGUGUUCUUAAGAAGCCAAAUCUUUUAAGGAUAAUUGUAAUUAAAUUUUGUCUAAUAAUGUAAAAUGGGAAAAAAACAGCACUGGUUUAGGCAUGAAUUUUUGCAUAGUUUUUAUUUAGACCUCUCAUAUGUUGCCGAUUCUAUAGUGUGGCUUUUUUCCUCCCCCUAUGUUCCGUUUAGGUUUUUAGAAGUGAAGUUUAGUAAAUAUGGUUCGUAAUAAUUUGAAGCGGCUGGAGUAACGUGAACAGUACAGCACCUUUUAUCAAGGCAAGUCUUUGUAAACAUACUACUGUACUAAACAAAGUAAGCCUUCACAGCACCUUUAGGUGCUGUUGGACUUCAUGUCCCCAGCUUUGCUUGGUGAGGGCUUCAGUUAGAUGUAAAUGUUUUUGUAUGCCUGAUUAUCUUUACGUAUAAAUCAUACCAAUAAUAUCUGAUGUGAAAAAUGUCUGUAUUAAUUUGCAAACUGUAAUAAACAGUGUUGAAAACUUAA
Messenger RNA from Silurus meridionalis, 2041 nucleotides. It is a transcript of the gene znf207a, whose product is annotated as zinc finger protein 207, a. NCBI's taxonomy places the organism in Eukaryota, Metazoa, Chordata, Actinopteri, Siluriformes, Siluridae. Gene Ontology annotation, cellular component: nucleus. The record is from RefSeq and is a predicted model, not a curated record.